Molecule: messenger RNA, 4664 nt
Organism: Notothenia coriiceps (black rockcod)
Lineage: Eukaryota; Metazoa; Chordata; Actinopteri; Perciformes; Nototheniidae
Gene: septin4a
Product: septin 4a
Exons: 12
Coding region: 139-1422 (427 amino acids)
Molecular function (GO): GTP binding
Source: RefSeq, a predicted model, not a curated record
UUUUCGGCAACACUCACAUUGUAGUGUAAGCCAGCAGCGACAUGCAGCACAUGUCGUCUCCGGUCAGGUUCCGCAGCACUAAGAAAGUUGUCCAAUCUGUCCAUCGAGGACCAGGAGGACACUCAGUUUCCGUACGCCAUGAGGGAUCUGCCUCCCGUGUCUCAGCCUGGCGAACAGAACCAGACAGAAGACCACCAUGAGGCAGAGGGGAGCGGGACAGCACCGAACGGCAGACUCCCCAGCCUCCCCGGGACUCCCUCUCUGCCCCGUCCCAUCCCCGUCUACGCUUCUGGAUCCCCGACUGUCCCUCAAAGAUCAAUUCGUGUGAGAACUGACGCAGAGUUUCAUUCCCUGCAGCUGAGGAGGCAGUUCGCCUCUUAUUCGUCCAUGGAGCGUCCUCUCAGCCCGGCCUCACGUCCUCACAGCCCAUGGGGACGCUUUGAUCCCUAUGAAUCUGCAGAGGAUCAGGAAAAGGAGUAUGUUGGUUUUGCCACAUUGCCCCACCAGGUUCAGAGGAAGACGGUGAAGAAAGGUUUCACAUUUACCCUUAUGGUGGCAGGAGAAUCUGGCCUCGGUAAAUCCACACUUAUCAACAGUUUGUUCCUCACGGACCUCUACAAAGACAGGAAGGUUCCCAAUGCAGAAGAACGGAUCAAUCAAACAGUGGGCAUUCUCACACACACAGUUAGCAUCGAAGAGAAAGGAAUCAAAUUGAGGCUCACCGUCAUCGACACACCAGGGUUUGGAGACUCCAUCAACGAGACAGGAAGCUGGAAGCCAUUAGAGGACUAUAUCGACAAGCAGUUUGAACAGUACUUCAGAGAUGAGAGCGGGCUGAACAGAAGGAACAUCCAGGACAACAGAGUCCACUGCUGCCUCUACUUCAUCUCUCCAUAUGGCCACGGUCUUAGACCUCUGGAUGUGGCGUGUAUGAAGGCCUUGCACAACAAAGUCAACAUAGUCCCUGUAGUGGCCAAGGCAGACAGCUUGACAGAAGCAGAGGUCCAGAGAAAGAAGAUGAAGAUCAGAGAGCAGAUCGAGCACUUUGGGAUCAACAUCUAUCAGUUUCCUGAGUGUGAUUCAGAUGAGGAUGAAGACUUAAAAAAACAGGAUCAAUUACUCAAGGACAGCAUCCCGUUUGCAGUAAUUGGGAGUAAUGUUCAGGUGGAGAGUGACGGCCACAAGGUCAGAGGUCGAGUCUAUCCCUGGGGUGUGGUAGAAGUGGAGAACCCGGCUCACUCCGACUUCCUGCUGCUGAGGAACAUGUUGGUGAAAACCCAUAUGCAGGACCUGAAAGACCAAACGGGCGAGACACACUAUGAAAAUUUUAGAGCCCAGUGCAUCUCAAAUAUGACGCGCAUGGAGUGUCAUGCAUCAGGAGCGCAGCGUAGCAGACUCCUCCCUGCCGCUGGCUGCAGCUGACACCGAGACGCAAAGGCUCAUCGCUGAGGAAGAUGCAGGAGGUGCUGUAGAGAGUCCAGCAGCACAUGCAUCAAAGCCAGAGAGACGGUUUCUGAGCAACCAGGAACACAGAGGAAGCUCCGUUUCUGAUGCAUGAGGAGCAAAAAGAAGAUGGAACUCAUUUACAUUAGGGUCCUUGUUUAAUGGACUUACUUACCAUCUUAAAGUGAUGAAGGCUGGCAUCAUGGUCCUCCAGGGUCACACAAACAUUUCUUUUGGAAAAAAAGGUGCUAUGGUUAAAAGGAGCCACCACUCCACAAUCCCAACAACACACCCAGAGAUCCGUUAGAUGAAUAAACGCCAUUCAAAAAAGCUCAUUAGAAACAACCCUCAAUGUAAAAAGGGUUGUGUUCAAGAUGUUCAGGUCUCACUUCUUCCAAAGAGAGAGUUUUUCGGCUGCUUCACAUUCAUUAUUACUUUUAUUCUAUUAGUUUAAUCAAAUGCUUCUCUUGUAGUAACCUUGAUAAGGGUGUAAAACUGCCAUCUAGGGGACAUUGUAGUGAGGUGAUAGUUGGGUCUUAAAUGUAUAAACAUUUUUCAUAUUGUACUACUUUUCAAUCAACUGUUUUUUUAAGUUUUAUUUGUAAUCUUUAGUUUUAGAUGUUUUGUAUGGACAAGUGAAACAUUUCAAUAAAAAAACAUUCAAACUGCAGAUGGUUUAUGUUGUUACAGGAGAAAAUAAAUAAAUACAGGAGCAAGAUGUGUUGUAAAUGUAAUAAGAUUUAUUAAGAAUCUUUAUUAUUUCAUCAGCAAAAUUCUUCAUCAUUAAUAUGUUUUAUCCAUUAUCAUCAUUGUUAUCUUGAACAGUGGACAGUUAGAUCUAAAAGGCAGCCCAAAGUGUACAGGCGAUAUAUAACUUAAAACUUUCUCCAUAGGGAAAACAUGUUUUUAUAUUCAUAUAUAAUAUCAAUGUAGCAUGAGGUCCAAGAUCCUGCCCACGUUAUACAGUAUUGUACAUGGUCCCAAAAAAAACGAAACGUUUAUACAAAAGAAACUUAACCGGCAAUCUACAUGCAACAAAACCAAAAAGAAACAAGCGUUUAAAAUUUUAAGACACAUACACUCAUAUGCCAAAACGUGCAUACAAUCACAAAUUUACAAAACUUUCAUACAUACAUACAAAUAUUACAAAACUCAAAUAUUAGAACUUAUGUUAUCCAGAAAAGAGCAUAUUUUUUUCUUUUUAUUUACUUUUUCCACUCAUUGUCUCAGUCCAUCUCACAAAAUGGAAAACUUAAAAACGUAAAAAAAAAUCCAAUCAUGACAGUAAAUAUUUGUCUCUUCCAUUCGCUCAUUGUGUUCGUGUUUUGCCGGAGUUGUCACAGUGUUCAGUAAAACUGAGUUAAGGCACACACGAUAGCACCCAGACAGACUCAUCCCAUAAAUCAACUCUGUGUAAAAAAAUAGCUUGCUUGCUACACGCACACACUCCAUCAUGCACGGGGCAAACUGCAGAACCAAAAACAGCCAUGCUACAGGUACAGUAGGAUAACUAUAGUACAGGAUAUAAAACGUAUUGAAUAGUUACAUAUACAGACAUAACACACAGACACAGCAGAGGACAGUGACUACAUAUACUGAUGGGAGAUUUCAUGGUGUGACAUGUAUAGGCUGGCAAGAAGGCUGUGAAGCCAUUUUGAGUGUGUGCACAUUAACAUACAUAGACAUACGCAAAGACAAGUGGGUUUCAACACAUUUUCUGGUCUGGAGCAGAAGAUUUGGCUUUGUGUUCGCUAUAAUUUGAUAUACAGAAAGGGUCAUAUUUCUGCCAAAUUAUCCUUCACAAAAUGGCAUUAAAGUGUAAACUCUUCUCACGCUUAAAGAGCUAUUUCCAAAUCUCUUCUGGAGCUUUCAUCCACAUCUCAACUCCUCCCAGCAUUUUUGAGUUAAUCAUGUGACCAAAGUCCCAUACUGUAUGUAAUAUAAUGCAGUACACAACUCAGGAUUUUUACUUGAGUUAAGAUGUGUUAUGUUACAAAAGGCCAAGAGUUCUUUUAGACUCAACAGUCUCUUUGUUUUUACACAUUUUAAAGCCUGUGCAUUAUCUUUGCAUUGUGCCCCCAUUGUGUUGAGUGUGUGUGUAUGUAUGUAUGUAUGUGUGUAUUGUGUGUUUGUGUGUGCAUGUGCAGCAUCAGUAUGAGGCAGCAGGGGGAGCUGUUGCUUUAGAGUGAAGAGGAUAAAAAUCUGCGUAGCCCUGAAUAGGAUACCUGUAACUGAGUGUUUCGAGAGCAGUUUUAAGGGUUUUUUUUCCCCCCCAUCUUUGUCAUGUAUUUGUGACAAUAUAGAUUUUUGUUCAGCUUGAUGUCCAGACAGUCUAUUACAGGACUUGAUUGGUUUACAAACAUGCCAUUUAUUUAUGGUCGAGCCUUUCUCUGUGGGACAAAAGUGGAAUGUGCUAUCUUUAUAAAUAUAACUGACAGCAUUAGUCUGAAGUCUUUCUCAGACUUUAUGACUGCUUAUCUUUAACGUAUUGCUCUACCUUUAAAUGUGUUUGGUCGACUUCCUACAAGGAAAUCAAAUCUCCAAUAACUAACAGGCAAAGGUCAUGUUCUCUCUAGACUUCUCCACAAGGCCACUAAAACAGGCUUCUGUAUGUUAAGCAAACCAUGUUAUCUAUACCCUUCUUCUACCCUUUAAAAGGGACACUAUUUUGACCAAUUAGUAUUGACCAGCAGUGCUUUAAAAAAAUAUCUAGUACAAUAUACAAUAUCUAGUCUCAUAUUACAAUCUUUAAACAUUCCACUGUUUUAGAGUCCUCCAUAAAGAGAGCCAAAGGGGAAGUGGAUAAAAUAACUCCACUGUUGAAUGGGACACUUGCUCACAUGAUCAGAAGCUGUCAGCUGAACAGAAAUCACACAAAGAUGAUUCAGUUGUUUCUUUUUGUCUUUCUCUUUGUAAUUGUAGAUCUGGCCAUGUAAUGUGGUGCACCUCAUAUUUGAUCACACUUCUCUGUAAUUCAUUCGGAUCAGCGAGAUCCCUCCUCUGCUCUCAAACACAUCAGUGACAGCUUUUCUCCAGGAUGUCCCACGUGACGUCAUGAAUAUAUAAACACAAAAACAAGCACAUACUGUAUCACCACGGCAACAACCUCACGACAAACAAAUCUCUCUUUCGUGCGUUUUCCCUUGAUGAGUGGAUGAAUGGUAAAGGUAAAUCUUAGAUGCCUGAGUGUGAGCUUAUAAUGUUAGUGCUUCUGGUGUAAA